AAACCAUCAUCAGUAUAUAAAACCCACCUGUCUGCCUGCAGAUGCAACCGUUUCAAGCCUAAUCGCCCGGCCGUCUCUACCCGGUCACCAGUCCCUGUUCCUGCACCACAGUAGCUGAAAGACAAUGGAAGGAAGCACCUCCAUGCCAUCAGAGAAGAGGGUUGCCCUGGUUACCGGUGGGAACCGGGGAAUGGGGUUCGAGAUAUGCCGGCAGCUGGCGUCCAACGGGCUCACCGUCGUCUUGACGGCGAGGAACGAGAAGAGGGGCACCGAAGCGGUCGACAAGCUUCGAGAGCUCGGGCUGUCGGACGUCGUGUUCCACCAGCUGGAGAUCACCGAGCCAGCCAGUGCUGCUCGUUUGGCUGAUUUCGUGAAGAACAGGUUUGGCAAGCUCGACGUAUUGGUCAACAACGCAGCAAUAUUCGGGGUGACAAUGGAGGUUGGCGACGAGGCAGCUCUCAAGGAAACGCUCGCAGGCAAGGAUGAGAACGAGGUCGCCGAAUGGCUGAGGCAACGGACCACGCAGACCACCCAGGAAGCAGAGGAAUGCCUCAAAAUCAACUAUCAUGGCACCAAAAAUGUCACCGAAACACUGCUUCCGCUUGUCCAAUCCUCCUCAGACGGAAGGAUCGUUAAUGUCACUUCAGUAUUUGGGCUACUCAGGUUUUUCAGCGGCGAAGAGCUCAGGCAGGAGCUGAACACCAUCGACAAGCUGACCAAGCAGAGGCUGGACGAGCUGCCGGCGCUGUUCCUGGAGGACUUCAAGAACGGCGAGCUGGAGCCCCGCGGGUGGCCGACCGACCGGGUGUACUCGGCCUACCAGGUAUCCAAGGCGCUCGUCUGCGCCUACACGAGGAUCCUGGCGAGGGAGAACCCCGCGCUGCGGGUCAACUGCGUGCACCCGGGAUACGUGGAGACCGAGAUGAACUGCAACACGGGGAACCUGACGGCCGCGGAAGGCGCCAGCGUCUCCGUCGCGGUCGCUCUCGCCGAGAAGGGCGGCGUGACUGGCGCCUACUUCGACCGCACGGAAGUAGCAUCUUUUGUGUAAUCUUAGAGAAAUAAUAGUAAUCCCACGGAAGUAUAGCACCUUUGUGUAAUCCUAAAGUAGUAGUGAUUGAGGGUUGGAGUGGCGAUUAAUAAAUCUAAGUGCACUGCUUGUGGCUGUCAUUACAAAAGCAUGCAUGUUCGUCA
Phragmites australis (common reed) is the source of this 1194-nucleotide messenger RNA. Its product is annotated as salutaridine reductase-like. The record is from RefSeq and is a predicted model, not a curated record. The transcript is spliced from 5 exons. Gene Ontology annotation, cellular component: membrane. Lineage: Eukaryota; Viridiplantae; Streptophyta; Magnoliopsida; Poales; Poaceae. Bases 125 to 1051 code for a protein of 308 amino acids.